AUGAGUGCCAAACUCGAUGACGGUUCUCUGGAGCUGGCGCGUUCCAUGGACGUGGCCUCGAUCCCGGAAAAGCUUCGCUGCGCAACUUGCGACAAGCUUGCGAUCAAUGCCAUGAAGCUGCCAUGCUGCGACAACACCAUCUGUGGCGACUGCCAUGACACGAUGAGCGCAAGCGAAUGCCCAAUCUGCACACACUCACCCUUCUCCGCCGACAUGUGCGUGCCCGCGAAAGGCCUGCAAAUGACUAUCAAAGCGUUCAUCAAGACCGAGCGUAAGAAGCGCGUGGACGCAGCAGCAGCAGCUGGAGAAGCAUCGGGGGCGGGACCUGCGGAUACCCCAGCACCUGCCGUGGCAGCUCCUGCAGACACGGAGUCGGCGGCAGUGGCAGGCAGUGAGGAGGAGAACGCCACUAUGAGUGGUAUGGACCAGGACGCGGUGGCUGAGGCCGCUGCAGAUCCCGACAACGAGUCCGAAGCGGCUCCCAAUACCAAUGCGGAUCAGGAUGAGGACGAGGACGAGGACGAUGAUGUUGUGAUAACUACCGAGAUGCCGGAGCACCACCAAGACAAUCAGCAACAGCAGCACGACCAACAAGGAGAACAGCACGAGCAGCAAUCUGGUGUUCAGCCCGGUGGCGACGAGUCGUUUUCCGAUCAGCAGACGCAAGGCCAUCAGCUGCAACAGCAAGGUUUCGGCUUCGACCCAAGCAUGGGCAAUUUCGGAAACGGCGGCAACAUGAAUAUGCCCAUGGGUAUGAACGGAUUCAACGGGAUGAUGCCAGGCUUCGGCAUGGGAAUGCCAAACAUGAUGGGUAUGCCUGGAAUGGGUAUGGAUCCAUCGAUGAUGUUCAAUGGAAGCUUCGGCGGCAACAUGGGAGAUAUGAGCAUGAUGGGCAUGGGCAUGGGCGGUAUGGGGAACGGCAUGAUGGGAGGCGGCAUGGGCAACUUUGGUGGCAUGGGGGGCCCUGGUUUCUUUCCCGAUCAAGGAAACUAUAUGCAAUCAAAUUACGGAAACGCUCAGCGACAGAACUUUUCUAAUGAUCGCGGGUACGGUCGUGGCUUUGGCCGUGGCUUCGGUAGAGGCGCACGAGGUAAUUGGAACCCCCGUGGCCGCGGAGGUGCCUGGGGCCAUCAACAAGGACACCAGCAGCAGAAUGGCUUCCAUCAACAGCUUGGUCCACAGGGCCACCACAAUCAAAGUUUCCAACAGGGACCGCAGCGGACUGGCGCCAACUCGGAGGGAGUGCCUUUACGUCGGUCCUCUCCCGUCUACGAGGGACGCAAGGCUACUCCUGCCAAUCCUGAUGCACAUGAUCACAAUAGGAGCGGGGACAAGCCUGCCGGCACCGCAACUAACAUGGCAGACGACACUAAUACUACAGAUGAGCGUUCGGAGCAGACGAAGGAGGUUGCCGAUCAGCAAAUGCAAAACGAAAAUGGCAGCACGGCUUCGAUGAAUGUCGACAAUUCGGCUGGCGAUGGCAACGGCGAACUUGCCCAGAUCCAAUCUGUCAAUCAUUCUGCACCAUAUGAGGAAUAUGAUGAGAGCGCACAGUACCAACAGGAAUACGGAUUCGGCCACCACAACAGUAACUUUGGAAGCCGUGGCGGCUAUCGUGGCCGCGGUGGUUUURUCAAUGCCUCCCACGCGACAGAGCUCACUCCAGCUCCCGCUCCGCCAGUGAAUGCUCCCAAGGGGCCUAAGGCCAUGCUUCAGGGUCUUCCCAACACUGGAUGGUCUGGCAGAAACUUGGUCAUGGCGACGCCGCCGAAGAAGAUUAAUACUCCUACGCCGGCGCCACAGUCCGAGCCACGGAUGCUACCCAACGGAUCUGCAAAGCAGGACGAGACCAUGCAGGACGACUAUCCACGGCGGGAGCCCGAUCUCGGAGGCCAAGACAAACCAGCUUCCCGCUCACACUCAAAGUCACGGCGUCGUAGCAGAUCGCCUGUGAUGGAUGACGGACAAGAGUCUGAUGGAGCGUACUCCCGCCACAAGGAGGGCGAUAGACGCAAGCGUAAAGAUUACGAGAGACGACACGAUGACGAAACGGAGGACUCGAGAAAGAAGUACCGCUCACGUUCAGAGUCUCGUAACGACGACGGCUCCCGUCGCCGUCAACGCGACAAGGAUGAGGACCAGCAUCGAUCCUCUCGGUCCCAUCGUGAUCGAAGUCGGGACAAGGACCGUCGCCGACGUCAUGAGAGGGAUGGUGCAGAUGACAGGGACGAGUACUCACGUCGCAAGAGCAAGACCCACCACGAGCGGGCUGAACAGGAGGACCACGAGGACAGCCGUCGUGGUAGCGGUCGCAGACACUCGCGUCGCGAGGACGAUCACGAACACGAGGAGGACCGCAAGGACCGAUCUCAUCGCUCCUCGAGACACGAUCGACCAGCUCGAGACGAUGGCCACAGUCGCGAAUACAAGCGUGAUCGYGAACGUGAACGAGAACGUCCMCGUGCUGUCAUUGAGCCACCUUCGGAUGAGCUUGGCUUCAAGAUCAAGGGUUCGAAAUCUGCUCGCGCUGGUAAGGACAGCGCCAACAACAACGACAAAGAGCGACGCUCCAGCGUGGUGGUUCAGAGCGUAGUCGAAGCACCAGCUCCGCCCGCCGGAGACAUCUAUGCCGCAGAGCGAGCUGCUGCACAGGGAAAGCGCGAAGCCAGGGAAGCGCAGCGACGCAGUACAGUAACUCAUCCCAGCUCCCUCGGAAAGCGUGGACGUGAAGAAGACGAUGCCUUCGAUGCGCCACGCGGCCCAAAGGGCGAUCGCAGCCGGACAAAGAAGGGCAAGAAUGGAAGACCUGAGCGCAAGAUCUCCUACAAGUACGAGGACGAAGUCGGCGGUGGUGACGACGAUCGCGAUGCGAACCGUUGGAGAUGA
Molecule: messenger RNA, 2886 nt
Organism: Ramularia collo-cygni
Lineage: Eukaryota; Fungi; Ascomycota; Dothideomycetes; Mycosphaerellales; Mycosphaerellaceae
Exons: 6
Coding region: 1-2886 (961 amino acids)
Source: RefSeq, a predicted model, not a curated record